This is a messenger RNA of Tuber melanosporum (Perigord truffle), 3757 nucleotides long. RefSeq lists its product as uncharacterized. The record is from RefSeq and is a predicted model, not a curated record. Bases 472 to 3543 code for a protein of 1023 amino acids. The transcript is spliced from 12 exons. Gene Ontology annotation, cellular component: MutLalpha complex. Gene Ontology annotation, biological process: mismatch repair. Gene Ontology annotation, molecular function: mismatched DNA binding; ATP-dependent DNA damage sensor activity; ATP hydrolysis activity. Lineage: Eukaryota; Fungi; Ascomycota; Pezizomycetes; Pezizales; Tuberaceae.
CCACGACCACCAUAAUAACUCCCCAGAGAGCAUCAUCAUCUCAUCCCACAGCCACACACACAAAGAUUUACUGACUCUUCUUCCUGUCAUAGGCAGCCACACAACCCUUUCACGAACAGUGACGCGGUCCCGAAUCCUUAUGAUCCCGGCAACAUUAAACUUGACUAACACCCUGCUGAUGCCAAGACAGGCGAGCGGUACCGGGACCGGGGGUAUGUAGCUCGGGACGGACUGUGCUUGUACUGUACGUGUAAGGGAUUAUUUCCAUUCCGCUUACAAUACUUGUACAAUAGAGGUUGUGUCACACCCUUCUCUCCCCUCCCUUGCCCUCUCUUUCUUUCAAGGGUGGAGGAGAUGCUCUCACCCCUACUCUCUCCCUCCCUUUCUCUCUUCUAAAAUUACGACAUCACCGACCUAUACUAUACAUACAUACAAACCCCUCCAGCAAAACUCGGACCCUCCAAAUACAGUAUGGCCACAAUUAGACCUAUUGAAGGCCGCUCGGUUCACCAAAUACAAUCUGGACAAGUUAUUAGCGAGGGCUUGACCUCUGUUGUUAAAGAAUUGGUGGAGAAUGGAUUGGAUGCUCAUGCUACGUCUAUCGAAGUUAGGUUUAAGAGUAAUGGCCUCGAUGCAAUCGAGGUUAUAGAUAAUGGGGAUGGUAUUUCGCCGGAAAAUUAUGAGAGUAUUGCUCUCAAGCACUGGACUUCCAAGUUGACCUCGUAUGCGGACCUUGAUUCCGUCACCACAUUCGGCUUUCGAGGGGAGGCUUUGUCCUCGCUUUGUGCUCUCUCAGACUUGCAGAUAGUCACCGCGACGGCGUCUGAAGCUCCGAAGGGCACAAAGCUCGAGUUUGAAAUGUCCGGGAAACUCAAGUCUCGCUCCGUCACGGCCGCUCAGAAGGGGACUGCUGUCCUUGUAGAGAAUAUAUUCAAAACGCUCCCGGUUCGCCGGAAGGAGCUGGAGAGGAAUAUCAAGAGGGAGUAUACGAAGGUCUUAGGCAUACUCCAGGCUUAUGCUGGCGUAUGUGUUGGGGUCAAGUUCUCGGUGUUCAACCAGCCGGCGAAGGGGAGGAGAACCCCGGUUUUUGCUACCAAGGGCAAUCCUACCGUUAGGGAGAAUGUCUCAAAUGUUUUUGGGGCAAAAGCUCUGUCCGCCUUGGUCCCAAUGAAUUUGGAGUUUGAAAUGAAGCCUACGAGGAAGGGAUUUCAGAAGGCAGCAAAACCCAGUGAAAAAAUGAUCAAGAUAGUGGGCUUUAUAUCACGGCCUGUCGUUGGGGAAGGCAGGCUGGCCCCUGAUCGUCAGAUGUUCUUCGUCAACGGAAGGCCUUGUAUGCUACCCCAGGUUGCUCGUGCUAUAAACGAAGUGUACAAGCAUUUUAAUGUGACCCAAUCGCCAUUCAUAUUUGCCGAUAUCCAGCUUGAUACUAAUGCAUACGACGUCAACGUUUCUCCCGACAAGAGGACCAUCCUCCUGCACGAUCAGGCGGAAAUGAUGGAGUCAUUAAAAGUUUCACUGACGGACUUAUUCGACAAUCACGAACAAACUGUCCCGAAUUCAGUGACCCAGUCAAAAACGCAAAACUUGAAGCAGAUGACUCUAGAUAAAACUCCUGCCAAACCCGCGCAAGCAAUGCAGCAAGUAAUGGAAGAUGAUUCCGCCGAAGAGGAUGACGCAAGUUAUUAUGCCCCACCCAAAUUACUGAACAUUCUCAGUUCAUCGCCUUCCCGUGCUGCCGCUUUUGAUUCUCUCUCGUUGGGACAGUCUACAGCAGCAGGUUCUGAUCCAAAAGGGAAAGGCAAAGAAACCCAUCCAACACCCUCCUUUCGGAGCAUCAAGAAUCCCGAUAAAGUUAGUGGGCCAUCCGGAGGGCCUGAUGCUGCUGAUUAUGAAGAUCCUGAAGGCAUGGAAGAAGAUGUUAUGCUCCCGUCUCUGCGCCUAGAGUCUCAAGGCUUAGUUCACCGAGCUUCUACGAGCGCUGUUCCCGCUGCUUCACAUAGGUCUCCUAGGAGGCCGCAGCAGGGUCCGGCAACAAUAAAGAUUGGUGAUCGGGAGCCGGUAACUUCUGGGGGGGACAGCCCCCCACACUCGCCCACUAAGCGGAGGAAGACGGGUAAUGGGCCGGCGAGCAGGAAGGGGAAGACAACCGGCAUUUCUAAGUUCUCCAGUACACUUAGUCGGUUCGCAGCGCCGGGAACUGAACUGCCACUCCCGACCACGGACAACGAGGAGUCUGAAGACGGUGAUCAUCUUAUGGAUGAGGAUGAUAAUUCAGAAGUUGUAGAGGGUGAAGAGAGCAGCAGCGAGGCGGUUCGGGAUGGUAGGGCGGAGGAGCCGGCGACAGAUAUUAUGGCGCUAGAUGGGGGUGAGAAAGGUGGCGAUUGUAGAGAUGACACCGAAAUGACUGCGGUCGAGCCAUCCACUAAAGAUGAUUCUCCCCUAUUCCUCCCAAACCUGAACCCCGAUGUCGACCCUGACGAUUCUGAGGAGGACGAAGAGACCGCCCUACAAUCCCCCGCCUCCUCCUCCGAUGCAUACGUCGAAGGGGGCUAUAUAGACGAAGAACAAAACCGUCAGCAAACCGCUCAAAAAGCCGAACGCCUCCUUAAAGAAGCCGAAGAGAAGCCUACACAGCCUACUACCGAAUCCCUCGAACGGGCCUUGCGAAUCCUAGAAGACUCGCACAAAAUCUCUACGAAGAAUGCGGUCCGCUUCGUCCCUACCUCAAUCAACAAGCUGCGAGACCGAGUGCAUGAAUUAUCCAAGGUUGCCUCGACCGUAAAAUACAUCGCGUCACCGGGCCGGGGUGAGACUGGGCUGGAAGAACGCGAUGAUGUCGCUGAAGAACGCCUAAACCUAGCCGUCACAAAGCAAGAUUUCUUCGAAAUGCAAAUAAAGGGGCAAUUCAACAAAGGAUUCAUACUAGCAACUCGGGCCGACGACCUCUUCAUAAUAGAUCAACACGCCAGUGACGAGAAGUACAAUUUUGAAAAACUACAGCAGGUGACAAUCGUGCAGAACCAGCGGCUGGCAGUACCGAAAAAGUUGGACCUGAUGGCGGUGGACGAAAUUGUUGUGAUCGAUCACAUAGAUACUUUCAAGAAGAAUGGGUUUGUGAUAGAGGUUGACACCGGUGCGCCCGUUGGGGAGAAAUGCAAGCUUAUUAGUUUGCCGAUAAGCAAGGAGACCGUGUUUGGUUUGGAUGAUCUGGAAGAGUUAAUCCACCUAAUAAGCGAAGACCCCGGGAACUCCGCCGUACGCUGUUCGAAGGUGCGAAAGAUGUUUGCUAUGAGGGCAUGCAGGAAGAGCGUCAUGGUUGGAAAAGCACUUACGGAGAAGGGGAUGGAGAAACUCGUCAAGCACAUGGGAGAGCUAGAUAAACCCUGGAACUGCCCGCACGGAAGGCCAACGAUGAGGCACUUAUCGGAUCUAGGUCGGGCAAAGUACUGGAGGGGUAGGGAUCAGGAGAGAUACGGUGGGUUGAAGUGGGGAAGUGAGUCGUGGGCGGAGACGCGGCUGGCGAUUGAAGCGGCGGCUGAGUGAUGAGUUGUGAACGGGUGAUAGGUUAUGAAUGCUGGUGGAGUUUGUGCAAUUUAGCGGUUCUGAGCCUCUAUAUUUUUUAGAGAGCUAUUUUUGCGACAUCAGGUUGGAGAAGUGUCAUAUGGUAUGGUUUUGCUGCUGUUGUGGAUUUCAAGGAGGUGAUAUACGGUAAUGUCUUUGUAAAUCCUAUAUAAAGGUAUCAUACCAGGUCAGAACG